UGCCAGCUCUGGUCAUCGAUGGCGUCAGCGGUGCCAGGCCGCGUCCGGCGCACGAGCUUGGGGCUCGACCACAAGGCGCUGCUCGAGGAAAAUGCCGUGCUCCAAGCCCAAGUCGCGGCCCUCGAGGUCGAGCUCCAACGAAAACACGACCUGAACAACAAAUUGCAGUAUGAAAGCCAGUUUUUGACGGGAAUGCUGGCCCGACUAGACGCAAAGGAGAUCGAGGCUGGUGCCAAGUUGGACGCGGUCGGGCGGGAGUUUGUGGAAAAGGAAGUGCUCCAGGAAGAACCAGCCAAGCGCCAACAAGAGACACUGAAGCAUUCUAUCGCCGACCUCGACGCCGCAGCGCGCGAGUACGACAGACUCACCGCAUUGGAACGGCAACUUUUGCAGCAGCACGCGACGCUCACGGCCGAGUGCGAGGCGAUGGAGCUGCAGCACAAGGCUGAAUUGCAGGCGCGAAAAGUCGACGAGUACAAUCGGAAGCGCACGAUGGAUCAAAACUUUCAAAACCUCUUGACGACGUUGGACACCCAUGGCCUCAAAAAGACGUUCUGCCAGCUCCUCGAGACCCUCCAGGCACAGCCGACACAGAGGGCGCCGACGCCCGGCACCGACGACGUCACCGAUGCAUGACAGCUAACAUGCAUUAUACGAUUUUGAUUGGCUGUAUCUUGG
Molecule: messenger RNA, 678 nt
Organism: Aphanomyces invadans
Lineage: Eukaryota; Oomycota; Saprolegniomycetes; Saprolegniales; Verrucalvaceae
Exons: 4
Coding region: 19-636 (205 amino acids)
Source: RefSeq, a predicted model, not a curated record